AGCGUAGCAAGAGAGAGAGAGAGAAAAAUGUUUGAACGGACACAACAAAGUGGACCGGAGGAGCGCAGUCGGCUGCAGGAGCAGUGGGCGCCUGGUGCGGCUCCCGGCGGCACGUUGUUCCUCCUGAAGACCGUCCGCUGUGUCCGCGACUUCUUCUCGACGCGCGCUGUUUCCUCACAGUCCGAUUGGACGCGGUGGGCCGUGUGAGGGGUACGGUGCGUUCCUCCGGUGCUUGUAACCCAGCAACUGUCCCGGUGAAUGACCAGUUGAACAAAUCCCAUUAAUGGCACCAUUAUUGAAUUUCUGAGGGAGGACGUGCGUGGGGAGAGCUGUGCGCAAUAGCGCCCGAGAGUCGAGACAACGCGCCUGCACAGCAGCUUUGUGUUUGAUUCGGCGGUGACUUGGCAGGUAUGGCUCUGGACACGCAGGCGUCCCCACUGCGCAGGCGCGCCAGCACGUCUCCUCCUCCUACCUGAGGGGAGCGCACCUUGAUCCAACGAGACGGAAGUUUCGUGAGGGGGAAGACAACAGCAGAUCUUUUUUCUUUUUUUGCAACAGACUCGUUCCCACGGAGAGAACGUUUGGAGUUCGAGCAGCAAACAGAGGACCUCCGGUCCAAGCAGGAUGCGAUGUGUCGGAUUGUGAAGGAACAAUUGAACGGGAUUGUUCCAACCUCGACCUGUUCUCCCAUCGACUCAUGGGACAUGGCAUGUAAUGCAGCACUACUUUGCCUGCAUUCCCCCCCCCCAAACAUCACAAGGUCGAUCUGCUAUUCAUCAUCUGAGUGUAUUUAUUCCAGCUGAGUCUCGGUCCAGAGGCCGCCUGCUCUCCAUCACAGAAGAAUGACAGCUCUCCGCAGAGUCCUCCGAAGGCGACUGCACCCACUUAAACUGGUGAUAGUGGCGCUGGUAUUUGUCUCGUUUGUGUUCCUCAUACAAUGGGAGGUGGGGAGCCAAGACCAACUGGAGGAGCCCUGGCUGAAGGAGAUGGUGGUGAAGCGGGACGCCAUGCUGGGCAUGGUGAUGGGCGCUGUCAAUAACUUCAGGGAUGCAAUGCCAAAGAUGCAGAUCAGAGCCCCUGUGCGUCAGCAGGACAAAGCAGACGGCACGUCCUGUCUGGCGGGUCACUACACCGCCGCCGAGCUCAGGCCGGCUCUGGAGAGGCCACCUCAGAACGCUGUUGCCCCCGGAGCUGCUGGGAAACCUUUCCACACCGACUCGCUGAGCCCGGAAGAGCAGAAGGAGAAGGAGCGGGGUGAGGAGAAGCACUGCUUCAACCUGUAUGCCAGUGACCGCAUCUCCCUGAGCAGAGACCUGGGCGCUGACACAAGACCACCAGAAUGUAUUGAGCAAACCUUCAAGCGGUGCCCCCCCUUGCCAACCACUAGUGUGAUAAUUGUGUUUCACAAUGAGGCCUGGAGUACUCUGCUAAGGACUGUAUACAGUGUCCUCCACACCUCCCCUGCCAUUCUCCUCAAGCAGAUCAUCCUGGUGGACGACGCCAGCGUGGAUGAUGUGUUGAAGGACGAGCUGGAUGAGUAUUUGAAGCGGCUGAGCAUUGUGCAAGUUGUCCGACAGCGAGAGAGGAAAGGACUCAUCACCGCUCGGCUGCUGGGUGCCUCCGUGGCCACCGGUGACACGCUCACCUUUCUGGACGCCCACUGUGAGUGCUUUAAUGGAUGGCUGGAGCCACUGCUGGCGAGGAUAGCAGAAAACUACACUGCAGUCGUCAGUCCUGACAUAACCACGAUCGAUCUCAACACCUUUGAGUUUAUGAAGCCGUCGCCGUAUGGCCAGAACCACAACCGGGGAAACUUUGACUGGGGUCUGGCUUUUGGCUGGGAGAGUCUUCCAGAUCGUGAGAGAAAAAGGAGGAAGGAUGAAACAUACCCUAUCAAGACUCCCACAUUUGCUGGUGGACUCUUCUCCAUCUCCAAAGAAUAUUUCUACCAUAUUGGAAGCUAUGAUGAAAAAAUGGAAAUCUGGGGUGGGGAGAAUAUUGAAAUGUCAUUCAGGGUGUGGCAGUGCGGCGGACAGCUGGAGAUCAUCCCCUGCUCCAUUGUCGGUCACGUUUUCCGCACUAAGAGCCCCCACACCUUCCCUAAGGGUACGCAAGUGAUUGCUCGCAACCAGGUACGGCUGGCCGAGGUGUGGAUGGACGACUACAAGGAGAUCUUCUACCGUCGCAACCAGCAAGCUGCGCAGAUGGCAAAAGAUAGGUCAUUCGGAGACAUCUCCAGCCGCGUGGACCUCCGGGCGCGGCUGCAGUGCAACAGCUUCUCCUGGUAUUUGAAGAACGUUUAUCCAGAAGCCUUCAUGCCUGAUCUCAACCCACUUCACUUUGGCGCCGUGAAAAAUGUGGGCAAAGACUCAUGUCUGGAUGCUGGGGAGAACAAUGAGGGUGGGAAAGAGCCGAUCAUGUACCAAUGUCACGGGCAAGGAGGAAACCAGUAUUUUGAGUACUCCACACAUCAAGAGAUUAGACACAACAUUCAGAAGGAGCUGUGUUUGCACAGGGCCGCGGGGGCCGUGAAGCUGGAGGACUGCCAGUAUAAAGGCAGGAACACAUUUGUAGGAGCGGAUCAAAAAUGGGAACUGAAUGAUAACCAGUUAUUCUACGCCCCGGGACUGAACAUGUGUCUGAGUGCCCGUCUUGAGCGUCCCUCUCUCGCUGUCUGCGACCCCUCAGACCGAUACCAGCUCUGGUCCUUUGUCUGAGCGUGCAAACUACCACUUUACAAAAAGCUCCUCGGCCUGCAGAGGAUGAGUCCAUGUGUAUACUGUAUGCAGUUAACUCUUUUCUUUUUUUAGAUCAAUGACAUUGAGUUUUUUUAAUUUAUUUUUAUAUGUAGAAGAACUGAACUGCUGCUGCUGCUGGAAAGUUUGGACUUUGGGAGAAAUCCAGUGUUUAACUGCUGGAAGGAAACAUUGGAACAAUGCCCCCCAAUCAGACUGUGAACUGAGCUUCAUAGAGCAAUGAAGAUGCACUGUGUUGACAGUGCCUCUUUUGUGUUUGAGAUGUUUUCACUACUGCAAGUCUCCACAACCAUUCCGUAUUAGGCCUAUAAAGCCAACACUGAAUAUGUUCUACAGAGAAAUGUACGUGAUUCUGAAACAAAGAGCACAUUGUACAUUACAAACAAGAGGUUCAAGUUGGACACGCAAAAACAGCCUACAUGUGCACCAAAGAGAAGUGAACGUCUGAAACACAGGUAUGGUGCGCAUUGUCCCGAAUAAAAUGUGUUUUGGGUUGGUUUUUUUUAACAACGGGAAACCUGUUAUUUGGUACCGUCCAGUGCCUUGGAUGUAAUUUUAUUCUGGGUGGGAAAAGUGGUUGGGGGAUGGUGGUGGAAUGGGUGGUUGUAUGGUGGAGUUGUAGCAAUUUUCUGUUUAAACAGGAUAUAGAUUUUUACACUGUUGUGAUCAAAAGGGUCUUCACAUCAGGACUGAAGUUGAUAUAUUUGGUGAAGGUGAGGUGCGUACAUCUCUUAUGCCUUCAAACUAUCGAGUCUAAGAAAACCUUUGCAAACAGGCAUGAAGAGAAAAAGAAUUAUGAUUUGAAUGUAUGUGGUGGUCUAUAUGUUGAGUUGAGAGAAAGUGAGUUGACCCUUAAAUAUGAACUACUUCAGACUUUGCUGCUCAUUUCAAGUUCUCGUAACUGCGCAAAUGCAACGUGAUGGCAGCAUACAUGCAGUCAAGCAUGGGUGAUUUUUACAAUUCUCCCAAUCAGUUAAAUUAUAUUAAUUGAGAUUUAAUUCUAUGGUGCUUUUGAAAGGAAUCUUUCAAUGUAAAAUCCAUGCACCCGAGGAACUCCUACAUAUGCUGAUCAAAUGCCUGAAAUGAUCCCCCUACAUCUGAGCAGGAGUCUACAAAUGAAUUUCUGGUGCAGGCACUGGUGUUUGGAUGCAAGUGGAAUAUUGUGAAUUACAAUUUUUUUGUGACUGGGUGAGAAACAGGUCAAAUAUGAGGGUUUUCUUAAACUGGAAGCUGUUUGGUGUUUUGUGAGAGUAUUGAGAUGUUAUUUGGAGCUCAAUAAAUUCUGUUGGGUAGUA
Molecule: messenger RNA, 4051 nt
Organism: Scophthalmus maximus (turbot)
Lineage: Eukaryota; Metazoa; Chordata; Actinopteri; Pleuronectiformes; Scophthalmidae
Gene: galnt3
Product: UDP-N-acetyl-alpha-D-galactosamine:polypeptide N-acetylgalactosaminyltransferase 3 (GalNAc-T3)
Exons: 13
Coding region: 843-2717 (624 amino acids)
Cellular component (GO): Golgi apparatus
Source: RefSeq, a predicted model, not a curated record